AUGGCCGAGCCGGGGCCGGAGCCCGGGCGUGCCUGGCGGGUGCUCGCCCUGUGCGGGGUGGCCGUGUUCCUGGCUGCGGCAGCAGCCGGCGGGGCCCUGGUAGCCUGGAAUCUGGCCGCCUCAGCUGCUCGGGGACCUCGCUGCCCGGAGCCAGGGGCCAAUGCCACGGCGCCGCCCGGGGACCCGCCGCCUGGGGUCGACGAGCUGCGGCGCCGGCUGGCAGAGGCUGCCGAGCGGGAGGAGGCCCUAGCCAGGCAGCUGGACCAGGCGGAAAGUAUCCGGCACGAGUUGGAGAAGGCAUUAAAGGCCUGUGAAGGCCGCCAGAGCCGGCUUCAGACCCAACUAACGGCACUGAAGAUUGAGAUGGACGAAGCCAAGGCACAGGGGACCCAGAUGGGGGCCGAGAACGGGGCGCUGACAGAGGCCCUGGCGCGCUGGGAGGCGGCGGCCACGGAGUCUGCGCGGCGGCUGGACGAGGCUCUGCGGCGCGCAGGCGUGGCGGAGGCCGAGGGCUAAGCCUGCGCGGCCCGGGAGGCGGCGCUGCGCGAACGCCUUAACGCCCUGGAAGCCGAGAUGAGCCCACAGCGCAGAGUGCCCCGGCCGCGUCCCCGCUCGGGGUCCCGACCCCGGCCCAGCCCUCGCUCGCGCUCUCGCUCCGGACCCUCCGGGGGCUGCCGGCGGCCAGCGCGGCGCGCACGAGGACUUACAGAAAAUUUGGUGGAUUAAUCUCCAACUCCUUAACAACACAAAGGUUAUGGGCACCAGUUCUCCAUGCAGUUGAAAAUUCACACAUAACUUUGACUCCUCCAAACUCAAGGCUGG
Molecule: messenger RNA, 822 nt
Organism: Gorilla gorilla gorilla (western lowland gorilla)
Lineage: Eukaryota; Metazoa; Chordata; Mammalia; Primates; Hominidae
Gene: CCDC194
Product: coiled-coil domain containing 194
Exons: 5
Source: RefSeq, a predicted model, not a curated record